This is a messenger RNA of Chaetura pelagica (chimney swift), 663 nucleotides long. RefSeq names its product coiled-coil domain containing 43 (gene CCDC43). NCBI's taxonomy places the organism in Eukaryota, Metazoa, Chordata, Aves, Apodiformes, Apodidae. The transcript has 5 exons. Bases 1 to 663 code for a protein of 220 amino acids. The record is from RefSeq and is a predicted model, not a curated record.
AUGCACCAGCUGGUGCUACCAGAGAGGUGCUCCCAGGACCAGGCAAAGAGUCACCCCUGCCCGGCAGGCGGGGCCUGGCAGGACAACGAGUUCCCAGCAAGGAAGGCAGGAGCCGGUUUUCCUGACGCCCUGCCCGGGGACAGCGGGACGGCCCGGGCAGAGGGGGCAGAAGGAGGGACCCGGGGGGGGCGCGAAGAAGAUCUCCUGACUGAUGUCUGCAGGGAAGUCGUGGAGAAGUGGUCUGAGGCUCAGAUUGUUGAUGCCAAAGAGAACAAAGCAGAUGAGCUCCAGGCCAUUGCCAGCAUGAUGGAGAAGCAGGCCAGGAUUGUGGUGAAGCCAAAGGAAAUCUCCCAGGAGGAAAAGCAGAGGAAAGCUGCCCUGCUGGCCCAGUAUGCCAACGUGACAGACGAGGAGGAUGGGGAAGAUGAGCAGGAUGGAUCAGCUGCCACAGCAGUAAAUAUUGGAUCAGAAAAAUCUCUGUUCCGGAACACGAACGUGGAGGAUGUCCUGAAUGCCAGGAAGCUGGAGAGGGAGCUGCUGCGAGAUGAGUUCCAGAAGAAAAAAGAGCAAGAUAAACUCCAGCGAGAGAAGGACAAGCUUGCCAAGCAGGAGAGGAAGGAGAAGGAGAAGAAAAGGACACAGAAGGGCGAGCGGAAGCGAUAG